AUGUCAGGGUCGGCAAACAAAUCACUUCAUCAACUAAGUGUAGAAAACGGACGAUUCCAAGCGACACCCUUGUUUUGGACCAACCAGCAUCUCGAGCUGGUGGGCUGCCAGUUCCUGGAGGUCGAAGCUGCGAAUGACAACCAAGGUCAGCAUGCCCGACAAGAUGGCAGGUUAACUUACUACGCCACCCGACUCGCGACAACACCAGUCGAAAACAUGAAAGCUCACUACAUCCGAUCACUGUUCAGAGGAACAGGAGUUUUAGAGUUUGUCCUUGCCUCGGCGGCUUUUCAUUAUGCCGGCCGAUUGGUCCAUGUCCCGGAGGUAAACGCUUUCCGAAUCGCAGGGCAUAUCGACGUCCCGCAUCCGGAACCGGUAGUUGGCUAUUACUCUUACAAGGCGGAUGAGAUACGUCGUGCGCGAUUCACACCUCGGGCUGGCCCUCCCGGAACCUUGAACCUUGCGAUGCAGAGCCUAUACCAGCGCAAACUCGCGAGAGUCACUCCAGAAGACUGGACACGAGAUCCCUAUCUUGUUUGCAUUCUGCUGAGCUUGGCUCAGCUACAAGCGAGAUCAGACAACACUGGGCAGCCACGCCUAUACAUCGUGCGACUCCUCGUCACCCACAGAGACGAAGCGGAAAAUGCCUAUGUUUACGAGGUUGAUCUCCCAUCGCAGCUCUUGGAGUGCUUCAAGUUUCCAACACGCUCUAUGGACGACUUCGUGUUCCCCACCAUCACGGUGGGAAAGCUGGCAUUCGAACCAUUUGAGACCUUUGGUGGUCGGGCUGUGGAGGCCCUCGUCGGCACCCAGUACCGUCCCUCGACAGCCUAG
Messenger RNA from Fusarium fujikuroi IMI 58289, 834 nucleotides. RefSeq lists its product as uncharacterized. NCBI's taxonomy places the organism in Eukaryota, Fungi, Ascomycota, Sordariomycetes, Hypocreales, Nectriaceae. The record is from RefSeq and is a predicted model, not a curated record. Bases 1 to 834 code for a protein of 277 amino acids. The transcript has 3 exons.